AUGUCUUCUUAUGAAAUAGGAACUCGCUGUUGGUAUCCUGACAAAAAGUUAGGUUGGAUCGGUGGUGAAAUUACUAAACAUGUUGUGUCUGAAGAUGGCAAGCACCACUUGGAAUUAACCUUAGACAAUGAAUAUUCAAGCUCUGAGCAACAAGAAGAUGCAGCUAGCGGUGACGACAACAAUAAAAUUGUCAAGAUUGUUGUAAACAAUCUAGAUGAAAAUGAAAAUGAAAACGAUAUUGUUGGAGACGAGUCCAACGCAAUUAAAAACCCAGGCGCAACACUGCCAUUGUUAAGAAAUCCACCUAUUCUAGAGUCUACUGAAGAUUUGACAUCAUUGUCUUAUUUGAAUGAACCAGCUGUUUUACAUGCUAUCAAAACUAGAUAUGCUCAAUUACAAAUUUACACUUAUUCUGGUAUUGUAUUAAUUGCUACUAAUCCAUUUGAUCGUGUUGAUCAACUAUACUCUCAAGACAUGAUCCAAGCCUAUGCGGGUAGGAGAAGAGGAGAAUUAGAACCACAUUUAUUUGCCAUUGCUGAGGAGGCCUAUCGAUUAAUGAAAAAUGAUAAACAAAACCAAACUAUUGUUGUUAGUGGUGAAUCUGGUGCCGGUAAAACUGUUAGUGCAAAAUAUAUAAUGAGAUAUUUUGCUACAGUGGAACAAUCUCAAAAUGCGGAAUUCAACGAUGAUGACCAUGAUGCUCUUGAAAUGAGUGAAACCGAAAAGAGAAUUUUGGCUACCAAUCCCAUUAUGGAAGCUUUUGGUAACGCCAAAACUAUUAGGAAUGAUAACUCUUCCAGAUUUGGUAAAUACCUAGAAAUUUUAUUUGAUAAAAAUAUAUCCAUUAUAGGUGCCAGGAUGAGAACAUAUUUAUUGGAACGUUCCAGAUUGGUUUUCCAACCGAAAACAGAAAGGAACUACCACAUAUUUUACCAGCUAUUGAGUGGGCUGACUCCAGAGGAAAAAACACAAUUAAAGUUGACGUCCAUCCAAGAUUAUCACUACAUUAAUCAAGGUGGCGAUGAUUAUACAAUUAAGGGUGUCAAUGAUGCUGAAGAAUAUCAAAUCACAGUUGAUGCUUUAUCAUUAGUUGGUAUUUCCAAAGAAACUCAAUUUGAACUGUUUAAAAUAUUAGCUGCCCUUUUACACAUUGGGAACAUUGAGGUUGUUAAGACCCGGAAUGAUUCUUCUGUCAAAUCUGAUGAUCCAAAUUUGUUAACAGCAUGUGAAUUAUUGGGGGUGGACCCGUACAAUUUUUCAAGAUGGAUUGUUAAGAAACAAAUCACUACAAGAUCCGAAAAGAUUAUGUCGAACUUGAGCUAUCAACAGGCUUUAGUUGCUAAGGAUUCUGUAGCCAAAUUUAUUUAUUCUGCUCUAUUUGAUUGGCUUGUUGAAAACAUCAAUGUUGUAUUAUGUGAUCCCAAUAUUGAAGAUCAGGUGAAAUCCUUCAUUGGUGUUUUAGAUAUUUAUGGGUUUGAACAUUUUGAAAAAAAUUCUUUUGAACAAUUUUGCAUUAAUUAUGCCAAUGAAAAAUUGCAGCAAGAGUUUAACCAGCAUGUUUUCAAAUUAGAACAAGAAGAAUAUGUUAAGGAAAAGAUUGAAUGGUCUUUUAUUGAAUUUAACGACAACCAACCAUGCAUUGACUUGAUUGAAAAUAAAUUGGGUAUUUUAUCAUUAUUAGAUGAAGAAAGUAGAUUACCGGCUGGUUCUGAUGAAAGUUGGAUCCAAAAAUUAUAUCAAACUUUGGACAAACCACCAACCAACAAAGUUUUCUCUAAACCAAGAUUUGGCCAGACCAAAUUUGUUGUUAAACAUUAUGCCCACGAUGUCGCCUAUGAUGUCGAAGGCUUUAUCGAGAAGAAUAGAGACACCGUUUCGGAUGGCCACUUGGAAGUUUUGAAAGCGUCCACAAACGAAACUUUAAAAGACGUUUUGGGUACCAUUGAGAGAAAUGCUGCUAAAAUAGCUGAAAAGGAAAAGCAGGAACAGAACGAAAAUAAUAACAAUGCGGCCAAGAAGCGAGUUGUUCCAGUCAGAACCAUAAAUAGGAAGCCAACUUUGGGUUCGAUUUUCAAAGCUUCUUUGAUUGACUUGAUGAAGACUAUAAAUACAACAAAUGUUCAUUAUAUUCGUUGUAUUAAGCCGAAUGAGGAAAAAGAAGCCUGGAAGUUCGAUAAUUUAAUGGUUCUAUCCCAAUUGCGAGCUUGUGGUGUUUUAGAAACGAUCAGAAUUUCAUGUGCUGGAUUUCCUACCAGAUGGACCUAUGACGAAUUUGUCCUAAGAUAUCAUUUAUUGACACCUUCCAAGUUUUGGACUUCUUUAUUUUCUACUGAUGUUUCUGCGAGCGACAUCAAAAAAUUGACCAAAAAAAUUUUAGAAUAUACAAAAACUGAACCUAAAAAGUAUCAAUUAGGGCUAACUAAGGUUUUCUUCAAAGCUGGUAUGUUGGCCAGUUUGGAAAAACUGAGAAGUGAUAAGUUAAAUACCUCGAUUGUUAAGAUCCAAAAGAAUAUUAGGGCCAAGUAUUAUCGUAAAUUAUAUUUACAAAUAUUGGAUUCCAUUAAAUUUUUACAAAGUUAUUCUGCUGGGUUUUAUACACGUAAACUUAUUGAUAUGCAAAUUAAAACACAUCUGGCUUUGUUGGUACAAUCUCAACUUAGAGGUUCUGUAGUUAGAGGUAAUGUUAAGGACACGUUAGAUUCCAUUAUUAGACUUCAAAGCAUUGUUAGAAUGCAAGUAGCCAAAACACAAUUAUUAGAGAAGCGCAGAUACGAUGCAGCUAUAGAAAUCCAAAAAAGAGCAAGGGCUUUUAAACCAAGACAAAAAUACAUAAAAAAUAAAAAACAUACCGUUGUUAUUCAAUCACUGAUUAGAAGGAAAUACGCUCAAAGAAAAUUAACUAAAUUAAGGGCUGAAGCAGAAUCUGUCAAUAAUUUGAAGGAGGUUAGUUAUCAGUUAGAAAAUAAAGUUAUCCAACUAUCGAACUCAUUAGCUUUAAAGAUUAAGGAAAACAAGGAGUUGAAUUUACAAAUAACUGGUUUACAAGAGUCUUUACAAAGCAAUGCUAAUUUGCAAGAAGUUUUGGAAUUAGAAAGAGAAACGCAUAGUAAAAAUAUUAAUGAAUUAAAUGAAAAACAUACAUCUAGACAUUCAGAGUUGCAAGAAAAGAUUACCGCUGCCAAGCGGGAAAUGGACGAUGCUAAAGCUGAAAUUGACUCUUUAAAAAGCCAUAAAGAGGAAUUGAAGAAAGAAGUGCAAGAUAAAUUGAAUGAGUUAAAUGGAAUUAAAGACCAACUAACUAGCUCUAGAACACAGAACAGUGAUUUACAGAAUGAAGUUAAUUCUUUGAAGGAUGAGAUUCAACGAUUACAAAAAUCAUUAACUGAUAGUAAUGCUGCUGCUGCUGCUGCUGUCACUGCUGCAGGCGGAACUUCCAGGUCUGUUUCAACGACUGCUAGUGGUUUAUACAAGACUAGCACGUCUAACACUACUCUGCCUCAUGACGACAGGAGGUUUAGCGUCGCUGCUUCCAGCUCCAAUUUCAUUGACAGUUCAUCUCCGACUCAUAAUAGUGUUCAAAACGAGUCUGCUGAUGCUGAAUCAUUUGAUAAUAGAUCAAUUAAUAGUGUCUUGUCUCAAAUCAAUGAUGAGUUGUAUAAAUUAUUUGAUGAUACUAAAGCUUUGAAUGAUGAGAUUGUUGUUGGUUUGUUGAAAGGAUUUAAGAUUCCAGAAACUGGUGUUGCUGUUGAGUUAACUAGAAAAGAGGUUUUAUAUCCUGCUAGAAUUCUAAUUAUUAUUUUGAGUGACAUGUGGAGGUUAGGUUUGACAAAACAGAGUGAAAUUUUUCUAGCUGAAGUUUUAUCUACAAUUCAAAAAUUGGUUACCGGCUUGAAAGGUGAUGACUUAAUUUUGAAGGGUGCAUUUUGGUUGACCAAUGUCCGUGAAUUGUAUUCCUUUGUUGUAUUUGCUGAGAAUUCCAUUUUGAAUGACGAUGCUUACAACAGCGGGUUAAAUAAGGACGAGUAUGAAGAAUAUGUUAAGUUAGUAGCCGAACUAAAAGAUGAUUUUGACGCAUUAAGUUAUAAUAUCUAUAAUAUUUGGGUUAAAAAGUUACAAAAAGAUUUGGAAAAGAAGGUUGUUUCAGCUGUUGUUUUAUCACAAUCAUUGCCUGGAUUCGUCGCUCAAGAAAAUAUUGCUUUUUUGCCCAAAUUAUUUAAUCAACAGCAACAUUACAAGAUGGAUGAUAUAUUAACAUUUUUGAACAAUAUUUAUUGGUCAAUGAAGACUUAUCAUGUUGAAACAGAGGUUUUCCGUGAGGUUAUUAUGACUUUAUUAAGGUACAUUAACGCGGUUUGUUUUAAUGAUUUAAUUAUGAAACGUAAUUUCCUAUCUUGGAAACGUGGCUUACAGUUAAAUUAUAAUGUUACCAGAUUAGAAGAAUGGUGUAAAUCGCACUAUAUACCUCAAGGUACCGAAUGUUUGGAACAAAUGUUACAAGCAGCCAAAUUGUUACAAUUGAAAAAAGCCACUAUAGAGGAUAUUAAAAUUAUUUGGGAAAUUUGUUCAUCAUUAAAGCCAAUUCAAAUCCAAAAAUUGAUUACUCAAUAUGCAGUUGCUGAUUAUGAAGCUCCAGUGCCUCAAGAAAUUUUAAAUUUUAUUGCUGAAAGGGUCAAGAAGGAGGCUGCUUCUAACGAUAAAUCUCAUGGAAGUGAUAUUUUCUUAACUGUAAACACUGGUCCAUUUAAAGAUCCAUACAAUUCAUUAGAAACACGUGAAUUCGGUAAAAUUGAGGCUUAUAUUCCUGCUUGGUUGAAUUUACCAAUCACUAGAAGAAUUGUCGAGCUAGUCACAAAACAUGUUAGUGUGCAAGAACAAGAAAUGAUUUGA
Molecule: messenger RNA, 4887 nt
Organism: Saccharomycodes ludwigii
Lineage: Eukaryota; Fungi; Ascomycota; Saccharomycetes; Saccharomycodales; Saccharomycodaceae
Product: myosin family protein
Exons: 1
Coding region: 1-4887 (1628 amino acids)
Biological process (GO): vesicle transport along actin filament; actin filament organization
Cellular component (GO): myosin complex; cytoplasm; actin cytoskeleton
Molecular function (GO): microfilament motor activity; ATP binding; actin filament binding
Source: RefSeq, a predicted model, not a curated record